Rotaria socialis is the source of this 2169-nucleotide messenger RNA. Lineage: Eukaryota; Metazoa; Rotifera; Eurotatoria; Philodinida; Philodinidae. The record is from the annotation of a GenBank genome assembly.
AUGAGUACUAAUACGAAUGGUUUUCAACCGCCUUCAACAUCGAUGGUGUACAAUGGAAAAAAUGAGAUUUCGAAACGUCUACCAAGCACAAGUAGUACAAGCAGUACCAGCAGUAAUAGUACAAUAGCAACAAAUAAACGUCUAAAAGCAAAAUUAGUUGUAUCAAGUGUUAAUGAGACACGACCAAUGAAAAAAGAAAAACCUAAAAAGCAAACACCAACAAAUGAAUCAUCAAAAAGACGUCCCAUUCAAAAUGAUCCAAAUAAUAAUUCAACGAAAAAAAUUAAACAACCACAACAUUCGCGACAUUUACUUGCACAUCCUAUUUUACAUCAUCAUCAUCAUGAGAAAAAAUCUCAAUUGGAAAACAUUCCAACAUCAGCCAUUAAAAACGAACAUCAUGUUAUCAAUAAUGAUCAUUGUGAUUCAUGCGGAGAAUUAUACGGUGAAAUGAUAUCAUGUGAUAAAUGCCCAGCAACAUUUCAUCUUCUUUGUGCUAAUCCGCCAUUAUCAAGAGAAAAUGUUCCAAAAGGAUCUUAUUUUUAUCUGCCACAACAACAAUCAACUUUGGGACAAAUUAAAUUACCAACAGCAUCCAAUGGUCGAUCAUUAAUACAGCCAUCUGGUGAAAUAAAAUUUCGUGCAACAAAUAAUACAACUAAAAUCAAGUCAUCAAUGAAUCUCAAACGUAAACGUGAUGAUUCCUCGAGUUCUUCACCAUCAAAUACUCUGCAAUCUGUAAAAAUUCCCACAACACAAAUUGAAUCGCUACGCCGCUUACUACUUUCAUGUCGACCAGAAGAAUUUCGCGGUCCAUCAUUACCGUUUGAGGAUCAAAACUAUAAUCGUGAUACCUAUUUUCAAAAAAAUACUUUAUCAUGGCAAAAAUUUUGUUUUAUUUGUCGAAAAUGUUCGGCAAAUCAUAUUCCAUCAAUUCAUUGUGAUUAUUGUCCAUUAACGUAUCACCUAGAUUGUUUAACACCACCAAUGACAUCAUUACCAUCGUCAAUGGAUAAAUGGAUGUGUCCAAAUCAUAUCGAACCAAUAUUAGAUCGAUAUUUAUUAAAGAAAAAUAUUUAUUCUACUAGUGAACGUGUAAAAAUUUAUCGACAAUAUUCACAAAUCGAACAUAAUACAAUCAUACAAGAAUUUACACGUAUGAGACAAACAAAAAAACAUUUAUUAUCAAAAACAGUAGAUAAUAAUAAAUUGGGAUCCAUCGAUAUAAGUCAAAUACCUAAAGUUAUUGAACAAUAUUAUUCAAAUGCAAAUAAAAAAUUCACACAUGCCGAUGAAAACUUUAUGGAUGAUACUAAAGACGAGAAAGAAGAAUGCAUACAGGCACCUGUGGUCGUUAAUGAUCGUUCAUCUACAUCAUAUGAGCCAUGUGUAUGGGAUGUAUUACAAGCAAUAAUUAAUGAUAUCAGCGAUGGUCACAUCUAUGAAUUUUCAUCGAUAUCUGAUUCUUCUUUAUUGAAUGGCAAUGAUCAAACAAGUAAAAAAUCACAAGAAACAAUACUCGAUAAAAUAGAUAUACUAUUGAAUGAAUUAAAUGAACCAAAUUAUUCAAUAGAAAACAACAAAAUCAAUAACGAUGGUCUUGCAGUUCUUCUCGCUGUAGCUGAUUCUUGUUUAUCCGAUGAGAAUUCUUCAUUACCAUCGAAACAACUAUCAACUUCAUUAAUGAAUAGUCUCUCGCUUUUAAUAGAUCUUUCACAAUUUCGUUUAUCUCAUGCAGCUCUUAUACAUACACGUUCAAAACAUGUUAUUUAUCUACGUAAACAAGUCAUUUGGUUUGGUUCAUCAAUAUCAAAUGAGAUAUGUUUAAAAACUUUUAAUGAUUAUCAAACAUGCCAAUAUGUUUCUGAAAGACAUGCGUGCUUAUACUAUGAUCGAAAACGUAAUUUAUUUGAAUUGUUAAAUUAUAGUGAAUAUGGCACUAUUGUUAAUGGUCUUCGUUAUGGUCUUGGAAAUUUAUCUGAUACUGAAAGUGAUGAUGAUGAUGAAAAUGAUGAGAAAAUACUUGAGAAUGAUAAUUUACGAAAAUGUUUCUGUUUAACAUCACCAUCGUAUCAUUCAGCAUGGGAUGGACCUGCCCAAAUCGAACAAGGAACAGUAGUUCACAUUGGUUGUCAUGAAUUUCUCUUUUACCGGCAUGUUGUCCGAUAG